Molecule: messenger RNA, 671 nt
Organism: Daktulosphaira vitifoliae (grape phylloxera)
Lineage: Eukaryota; Metazoa; Arthropoda; Insecta; Hemiptera; Phylloxeridae
Gene: s-cup
Exons: 4
Coding region: 192-671 (159 amino acids)
Source: RefSeq, a predicted model, not a curated record
UAGAGUGCCGGUCGAUUUGGUUUUGUAGACUCUACAACGUAAUAACAUCAGCACAAUGACAGUUACCUUUCGAUCAAAAAAAGUCUAGUAUACCCUUUGCUAAGCACUGCAUGGACGUCGAUUUGAUCGUUGCUGAGUAUCAACAACCGACUGACAGUUCACGAGGACAUAUUUCACCGACAUAAAACGAGAUGAUAACGUUUGGUCAACAUUAUGCCAUUACCCUAGCCGCUCAUCACCACAAAACAAAACAACUGCAUGAUGAGCAAUACAACCACCAGACUCAUCACAACACUUCGCCUGGUGGUGUAAACAUUUUACUGGGAGGUGUUAUGAUGAGUAGCAUGAUAUUAUUCAUUUUAUGGAUGUGUUAUUGCUGUCGGUGGAAAGAUAACAAGUUUGAAACAUCAUCGUACGUAGAUCAACCACAACCAUAUUGGAUUGAUGUUAACCCUACAACUUACUAUGAAACAUUACAAUGGUCUUUACAACAAGAAUGUUGUGAAAUACCUGAAACAAGUUUUCAACCAGAGUGUUUUCAAGAAAAUCCCCCAAGAUAUGAAGCAGUAAUCACUCCACCACCAAGAUAUGAUGAUGUAAUAAAAGAAAAUUUAAAAAAGAAAAAAAUUAUUUUAGAUAUCUUGGCAAACAACAAAAUGCACACAAUUUGA